AAUUUUAUUAGGUACACCAGAAACAUGAAAAUAAUCUCAAUCACAAAAAUAAUAUUCCUCCUCCAGAUUUGGAUAUUGCUAAAUGUUUCCCCCAGUGUUGCUCAUCAAUUUCCAGCAUUUAACAAGCUCCAACUUCCAUUACGAACCAUAGGCCCUGAAUCUGUUGCUUUCGAUAGAAAAGGUGGCGGACCUUACACAGGUGUUGCAGAUGGCAGAGUAGUCAAAUAUCAAGGUCCAAAAGUUGGCUUCACUGAUUUUGCUAUUACAUCACCAAAUAGAACUAAGGAAAGAUGUGAUGGCAAAAAUGGCCCAGAAUUACAACAAAUAUGUGGAAGACCGUUUGGCCUUGGAUUUUACUACAAAACUGGUGACCUCUACAUAACUGAUGCAUAUUAUGGACUCGUGGUGGUUAGACCAAGCGGAGGGCUUGUUACACACCGUGUUACUAGCUUUGAGGGCAGGCAUUUUGCCUUUCUCGACGCACUAGACAUCGACCAAAAAGUCGGAGUCGUUUAUUUUGUAGAUUCAGGAGCUGUAUUCCAGACUGGUAACAGGACUAAAAUAGUUGAAAGCAGAGAUACAUCAGGAAGAUUGUUCAAGUAUGACAUUGGAACAAAACAGGUCACAUUAUUGCUACGUGGACUUUCAGGGCCAGUUGGGGUGGCACUCAGCAAAGAUAGUUCAUAUGUCUUGAUCACAGAAUAUAUUGCUCAAAGAAUUCGGAGGUUUUGGCUUAAAGGUGCAAAAGCAAAUUCAUCAGAUGUUUUCACAAAUGUAGAAGGAAUUCCAGAUAACAUUAAGAGGACUGUGUUGGGGGACUUUUGGGUGGCUAUAUCCAACACGAAACAACAUACUACAUUUUCGAUAGGACAAAGGAUCAAUCAAGUCGGAAAAGUCGUGGAAGCACGUAAUUUCACAGAUCAAUAUAAUACUCCCAAUGGGAUUACUGAGGUUCAAGAACAUAAUGGCAGGCUUUAUGUUGGGUGUUUAGACCAGAACUUCAUUGGUGUUUUUCGAGUUUGAUGUCUUCUGUUUUUCAAGAAUAAGCUUUAUGAAAUAGAGCAUAUACUAUGUACACUAAAUAAAUGGCUGCAGACCUCUCUUGCAACAUAAAAAUUGUACUAUCUCCAUAGUGAUCUUGAACUUACAAAAAGCCAAUUGGACUGUUAAAACUAUGCAUUUUCCAUAUGAUAUCAAUUCCCAGUUAA
This is a messenger RNA of Lycium barbarum (goji berry), 1208 nucleotides long. RefSeq names its product protein STRICTOSIDINE SYNTHASE-LIKE 11-like. Gene Ontology annotation, molecular function: strictosidine synthase activity. NCBI's taxonomy places the organism in Eukaryota, Viridiplantae, Streptophyta, Magnoliopsida, Solanales, Solanaceae. The record is from RefSeq and is a predicted model, not a curated record. Gene Ontology annotation, biological process: biosynthetic process. Bases 25 to 1023 code for a protein of 332 amino acids. The transcript has 3 exons.